Amborella trichopoda is the source of this 812-nucleotide messenger RNA. NCBI's taxonomy places the organism in Eukaryota, Viridiplantae, Streptophyta, Magnoliopsida, Amborellales, Amborellaceae. The record is from RefSeq and is a predicted model, not a curated record.
AAUCCAGACCUAUUUCCUUUCACCCCAGCAAAAAUCAAUCCCAUUUCUCUUCAACAUGGGUUCUCAAUCUCUCAUGAAAGUACCAGUCCUUGAUUUCUCAGGAGUCUUGAAGCCAGGAACUGAGAGAUGGAAAACGCUGACACGAGAUGUGCGAGAAGCUGUUGAAGGCCUAGGGUGUUUCGAGGCCGUGUACGAUACCAACUUCCCGGAUUCUCUGCAGAAGGAAUUCUUCUCUGCUAUGAAGGAACUCUUUGAUCUUCCCCUGGAAACGAAGAUGAAGAACCAAUCUGAGGUUCUUGCCCAUGGAUAUUGGGCGCCCAAAUCACAUGCUCCUUUAUAUGAAGCCACUAGCAUCAACCAUGCCGAGCAGUUGGAGAACAUUGAGCAGUUUACCAACCUCAUGUGGCCCCAAGGACACCCCAAGUUCAACGAGACGGUAAAGACAGCAACAAAGAAGAUAAUAGGGGUUUCUAGACUAAUUCGAAUAAUGGUUUUGGAGAGUUAUGGUGUGGAGAAAUACAAUGAUGACCUUGAGAGAACCACAAAUUAUCAUUUUCGCAUGAUGAAGUACACGGCCCCCAAAGGAGACAACCAAGUGAAGGGCUUGCAUGAUCACUCUGACAAGAACAUGAUGACCAUACUGUGCCAAGACCAAGUCGGUGGUCUCGAGGUGCAAUUUAAAGAUGGAUCCUGGUCACCAGUGGUGCCCUCGGGAGGCUCUCUAGUUAUCACCAUAGGUGAUACUUUCAUGGUUGGUCUCGUUGUCUCUCUUAAUACAUAGGAAUUGUCAAUAUUUCAUGAUACUUAAAAGU